Molecule: messenger RNA, 1167 nt
Organism: Andrographis paniculata
Lineage: Eukaryota; Viridiplantae; Streptophyta; Magnoliopsida; Lamiales; Acanthaceae
Exons: 5
Coding region: 225-941 (238 amino acids)
Molecular function (GO): aminoacyl-tRNA deacylase activity
Source: RefSeq, a predicted model, not a curated record
UUUAUUCUGUUUGUUUUUUUUGACCAUGUUCGUCGAAUCAAAGGGCGGCAGGGCAGUUUGGGUAAUUUAAUUAUUUGAAACAGAGGAGGAGAGGGGCAAUCGAUUAGGGAAACUUGGGAACGUAUCAUAGCAUUUGACGCCGCCGAGGAGAAGAGACCGCUUGUUGUUGUUGUUGUUAGAAUCCAAUCCAGCGAGGCAUACCGAGAGAUAGCAAGCAAGGGAAAAUGGUGUCAUUGGUGAUGACGGAGGAGGCUCUUUCGCAACUUGAGAGGGUCCAAACCCGAAUCCUCAAACGCAUUUCGGAUCUCGAGCAUUCUCUCCCACCCCACUGCUUCUCCAACUCCAACUCCCUCUUUGCCGCCCAUGCCCAUGCCCAUGCCCAUGCCGAUGACUCCACUGAGGGCCGUCUCUCUGCUAUCCUCCGCGCCAACUCUGUCCGUGAUUUCGCAUUCAAGCGCGUACCCUCCGAUUACUAUGACUGGACUCUCGAAGCUCGAAGAGACAUCCUCGCUGCCGCCUCCAUUCAUCAUCUCUGCAAGAGCAUUGUUUUGGUCAAUACUCAAGCCCCACCAUCUGUAACUGAUUGCAGUGAUCGGAACUAUUCAAAGUACUACAUUGUUGUUGUUCAGUAUACUGCUCGUUUCAAUGCUGAGACUGUGAAAACUUUUCUAUACGCCCUGAACAAUGGCAAGAUACCAAAAAAGAAAUUCAACAUGAGACUAGCUCCAGAAGAAACAUCAGCAAAACUGACUGGAUAUGAACACAAUGCAGUAACCUGUAUUGGCAUGAAAACUGGUAUACCGGUGAUUCUGGAUGAAGCAAUUACAAAACUGAAUCCAGACUUCUUCUGGCUGGGAGGUGGCGAGGUUGAUCUUAAACUGGGGAUCAGGACCUCAGAGUUUAUUGACUAUGUAAAGCCAUUCAUCGUUAAUUGUAGUUAAUUGUAGUAGUGGUUGAUUGGUUGCAGUUGCAUGUUAGUGUUGUUGAAUUAUAAUUGCCCAAGGCAGGAGAUUACUAGUUUGUACAUGACUUGGCAUGUGGAAGUCUUAUGUUUUUUUUUGUGCCCUGCCCUGCACACCAGUCAUCUUCAAUGAAUUUGGUAGUGUGUGCUGGCCUGGGCAUUCUUGAUCUGAUCUGAUGAUGUUAAAAUAAAAGGAAGGAGCACGC